UUUCUUUCUUUUGCUAAUAAUCCACUCGGUAUCUCCUCCAUGGAAGCAUCGAAUCAGUCGAUCUGCUCCACUUUGUUUCUCAUCUCCAUCCAAUCCUGAACAUCGAAAUUCCCUAUUUACCCUCCUCGCCCUAUCAAAUUUCCCUCAUCGCCCGAAUUUUCCAUGGCUUGACCCGGAAAUCCGACUCAAAUGGACUCUCUGCAAAGUCUCCCUCCACUAUCGACUCUGUCCACCUCAGUUUCCUCUGCCCUCAACGCUAAACUCGGCACCAACCAUGAUCUAACCCAAGCACCAAGCAUCGUCGCCGAGUUUCUGACUCAGUGCGAUGAUCUGGAGCGAAAUCUAGUCCACCACAACCGUACCCUCGAGUCAAACCUCGCAUCUUACGCUUCCUUUUCUAAUCGCAUCGGCCACCUCUUCGGCAUUGUAAAUUCGAAAUUGACAGAUCUAGGAUCCUCCGUUUGCCUUCGGUCCUCCGUUUCAGACGGAGAAGGGUUGGGAGAGGAGUUGCCGUCGUUGGCCAAGGAGGUGGCCAGAGUGGAAGCGGUCUGAGCAUAUGCAGCGAGAGAAAGUUGAACAGUUGCUACUUGAAUCAACUACAAGUUAUCCCAUCAUUUAUGACAACCUCAAAAAGAUAUAUCCUGCAAGGGAUGGAAAUCCUGCGAAAAUUGCUGUGAGAGGAUUGUCUCUUGCUUUGCUUAGAGGGGAGAGUUUUGGCAUGUUUGGACCCAAUGGUGCUGGCAAGACUUCUUUAAUUAAUAUGAUGAUUGGGCUCACAAAACCAACCUCAGGGACAGCAUAUCUUCAGGGUUUGGAUAUACUGACUUCUAUGGAUACAAUCUAUACAAGCAUGGGUGUCUGUCCACAGCAUGACCUGCUCUGGGAAACUUUAACUGGGAGGGAGCACUUGCUAUUUUAUGGGAGACUGACGAACCUCAAAGGUUCUGCAUUAAAUCAAGCAGUGGAAGACUCUCUUAAGAGUGUCAACCUAUUUCAUGGAGGGGUUGCAGACAAACAUGCGGGCAAAUACAGUGGAGGUAUGAAGAGGAGACUCAGCGUUGCCGUUUCACUGAUUGGGGAUCCCAAGGUUGUCUUUAUGGAUGAACCCAGUACCGGUCUUGAUCCAGCUUCAAGAAAUAGUCUGUGGAGUGUUGUGAAACAGGCAAAACGAGAGGGGGCAAUUAUUCUCACCAGUAUCUCUCUCUCUGCACUACCACUCUUGAUUCACCAUUCUUGAUUUUAACCUAUUUGCAUGCUUUGCUCUCUCUUUUGCAUUCUUGAUUCUACAGAUAUAGUUGUAGUGUUGCUUUUUGUUUUUGUCAUAUACGCAUUUACCUUGUAAAUGAAUUGGAUUCGCCUUUCUUAUUUAUGAUUAUGUAAAACUAGAAUUUGUGUUACAAGAGAA
This is a messenger RNA of Gossypium arboreum, 1405 nucleotides long. RefSeq names its product ABC transporter A family member 7-like. The transcript is spliced from 7 exons. Gene Ontology annotation, molecular function: ABC-type transporter activity; ATP hydrolysis activity; ATP binding. Lineage: Eukaryota; Viridiplantae; Streptophyta; Magnoliopsida; Malvales; Malvaceae. Gene Ontology annotation, cellular component: membrane; intracellular membrane-bounded organelle. The coding region runs from base 557 to 1237 and encodes 226 amino acids. The record is from RefSeq and is a predicted model, not a curated record. Gene Ontology annotation, biological process: transmembrane transport; lipid transport.